Messenger RNA from Mytilus trossulus (common blue mussel), 1387 nucleotides. Its product is annotated as cdc42 homolog. Gene Ontology annotation, molecular function: GTP binding; GTPase activity. The transcript is spliced from 3 exons. The coding region runs from base 511 to 1116 and encodes 201 amino acids. Gene Ontology annotation, biological process: small GTPase-mediated signal transduction. The record is from RefSeq and is a predicted model, not a curated record. NCBI's taxonomy places the organism in Eukaryota, Metazoa, Mollusca, Bivalvia, Mytilida, Mytilidae.
GAUCCAUCAGUUUCCCAAGUUAAUCAAAUCCACACGCCUACAAUUUGGAUGAGAUAUUGAUCGUCCUUUGUCUUGAUAGUGUCUUUGUUAAGUUUUCAGUUCAGAUAGCCGCCACUUGACAUUUUUCCAACAUCUUCUCGGUGAAUAAGAACUUAGUUUGUAUCCGGACUUUUUAUAACACUUCCGACAUAAAACUUGUAUAAAGUUAGUGGGAUAUAUGUUGAAGUGACUUUGAAUAUAAACCGUUGUGAGACAAAACAAGCUUGCUGUUCUUAAUAUCUGUAUAAUAUACGUAACAUACAUUUUUAUAUGUUAGGACAUAUGCAAUACUUGUGAGUCACUUUAUCUAGUCUCGUUGCAAAAUUAAUAAUAGUUAUUUAUCUUAAUGAAACCUUGUGAGGCGUGACCGGAAAAAGUCGAUCGUAACGUCAUUCCAGUUAUAGUUGUACUAUAAUUAACUGUCUUAAACAGAUAGAUAUACAAUUCAAAAAUGGAGAUUUAAAACUAAAUAUGAUGACGAAGAAAGGACCGAAAGAAGUGAAAUGUGUAUUAGUCGGAGAUGGAGGGGUCGGGAAAACUAGUAUGAUUCUAAGUUAUACCACAGGAAAAAUUAUGACUUCAUAUGAACCAACAUGCUUUGACGAUUAUUUAGUAAACAUUCACACUCACAAUGGACAAGAAAAAAUGCAGGUCUCAGAUACAGCAGGCCAAGAAACGUACGACCGACUACGGACAUUAUCGUAUUAUGACACGGAUGUAUUUAUCGUCUGCUUUUCUGUGGAGGAUAAAGACUCAUUAGAAAAUGUCAAAACAAAAUGGAUUCCAGAGAUUAAAGAAUUCCGACCCAAUACCCCAUUUAUUCUCGUAGGGACACAAACUGAUUUACGUGGUUCAGUGACAGAUAUCACAGACGCUUGUAUUAAAACUACAAAAGGAAAGAAACUAGCUAAGAAAUUUGGUGCUGUAGACUAUUUAGAAUGUAGUGCACUAGAAUUAAAUGGAAUGGACGAAAUAUUUAGUGUUGCAUAUCAUGCUGCAGUAACUCCUAAAAAGAAACGACGGGUAUGGAAGAGUCUCAAAAGUGCUUUCAAACGAAAAUCUGUUGCAGAAAAAUGAAUUCACUAUGUACCUCAUCAAAACUAAAAUCCAUAUUUAUUAUGUCUGUCUUAGCAAGGAGGUUACAUUAACCUCCUUUGUCUUAGUGAUUGCUGAUCUUGACGAAUGCUCUUAUACUAGAUUACUUCGCCGUCCAUUGGCUUGCAUGUGGUGGUGAUUUUGAUAGUGUAAAUUGUGUGACAAACACUUUGAGUGUGUUAACUUUGUGUCCGAUGUGUUCACGUCUCUAAGGGCAAAUGCAUAAUAAUAAAUCAAUCAAAUAAUCCUUUUA